This is a messenger RNA of Chaetomium globosum CBS 148.51, 1200 nucleotides long. RefSeq lists its product as uncharacterized. The transcript has 2 exons. The record is from RefSeq and is a predicted model, not a curated record. Lineage: Eukaryota; Fungi; Ascomycota; Sordariomycetes; Sordariales; Chaetomiaceae. Gene Ontology annotation, cellular component: COP9 signalosome; cytosol. The coding region runs from base 1 to 1200 and encodes 399 amino acids.
AUGGCGUCGCCUCAGGUAGCGGCAGCGCUGGAGGAAGCUGGCAAGUCUCAGGACGUUACAGGGUAUCUCAACAUCCUCGAAAACACCAAGUCGACUCCCAACCCAGACAGCGUGGCCGCCGACUUAACAGCCUUCAUCGAUGCCGUCCUCACCGGCAACCUCGGCCUCGUCAACACGCGCACCCUCGUGACCGACUUCAUCGCCGCCCUCCGCGCCCUCGACAACCACGACCUCUGGCUCCAAGUCGGCCAGCAUGCCAUCCGCACCAUCCCCACCACCGCCCUCUCCUCCUCCCUACUCGAACAGUCCGCCGCCCUCCGCGAGCUCGUAGCGACCGCGCACGAGGCCAACGAAGACUUCCUCGACGCCGCCAAGAUGCUCUCCGACAUCCCACUCGACAGCUCACAACGACGGGUCGGCGACGCGGAAAAGGCCGCCAUCUGGGUGCGGAUCGUGCGCAACUACCUCGAGGUGGACGACAGCACGACGGCGGAGCGGUACCUGAACAAGCUCAAGAACGUGAUGCACGACGUGGCGGACGCGGAGCUGAACCUGCACUUCCGGGCUGUCGGCGGCGCGCAUCCAGGACUCGAACCGCCAGACGAGCGCCUGCACACCCUGGCCAUGGCCAUCAAGUGCGCCAUCCUGGCCCCCGCGGGGCCCCUACGCGGCCGCGCCCUCGCCCACCUGUACAAGGACGAUCGUUCCGCGGGGCUCGAGGAGCACGGGAUCCUCGAGAAGAUGUUCUUUGAUCGACUGCUGAGCACCGCCGAGGUAGACAAGUUCGCCCAGGGCCUCGCCCCGCACCAGCUAGCCAAGACGUCGGACGGGUCGACCGUGCUGGCCAAGGCGGUGGUGGAGCACAACCUGUUGAGCGCGAGCAGGUUGUACAGCAAUAUCGGGUUUGACGAGCUGGGCUUGUUGCUCGGGCUGGACGGGGAGAAGGCGGAGGAUACGACGGCCAGGAUGGUCGAGCAGGGGCGGCUGGUCGGUUCGAUCGACCAGAUCGACAGGAUUAUAUGGUUCGAGGGCGGCGACGCGUCGGGGGAGAAGGGCAGUGGUCGGGCAGAGACAGCGGUGGGCAAGGAGAUGCGGCGGUGGGAUGCAAACGUGCAGGCCCUGGCCGAGGAUGUAGAGCGGUUGACGGAUGCGCUGCAGGCCGAAUUCCCAGAGUUCGUGGCUGCUCAAAUCGCGGUAUGA